AUGGCUAGCUCAUCUGCCUCAUCGGAUCCGGUAUACGCUGCCCAAGGAAAGGCCAUUGUGGCGUCGGGAAAGGAGGUAUCUUCAUCUCUAGAGAAUACAGUACCACAUGUUAUGCAGGAUCAAGCCAGAAGACUUGAGCUUAACCCCACAGAGCUCAAAAUCCAGUAUCAGGCCGAUCACUCUAUUUAUCGCCAGAAACUGGACAAAGAGGCAGAGAAUAUGUUCCCACAAGCUCUUCAGGGGCAAAAGAGGGUGCUAGGCAUGCCCAAGAACAUCACAUUUGAGCUUCUCCUGGAUGAGAAAGUAAAGGCCCGAGCACGCUUUCCAAUGCGUGUUCAAAUAUACCCUCAUGACACCACAGACUCUAUCGUCAUCACGGUCAAAAGUUUCUAUGGCAUCUACGAUUACACUAUCAGCGGAGUGAACUUCGAGGAUGAAAAUGGGACCACCCUCCUCGCAAGGUACGAAAACUUGAAAAAAUAA
Penicillium daleae is the source of this 483-nucleotide messenger RNA. RefSeq lists its product as uncharacterized. The coding region runs from base 1 to 483 and encodes 160 amino acids. NCBI's taxonomy places the organism in Eukaryota, Fungi, Ascomycota, Eurotiomycetes, Eurotiales, Aspergillaceae. The record is from RefSeq and is a predicted model, not a curated record. The transcript has a single exon.